Molecule: messenger RNA, 1263 nt
Organism: Phyllotreta striolata
Lineage: Eukaryota; Metazoa; Arthropoda; Insecta; Coleoptera; Chrysomelidae
Source: the annotation of a GenBank genome assembly
UUAAAACAAUGGUUAAUUGUAACUUCACGUGUAUAUGUUAGAGUAAAAUGAGAUUUAGGUUUAGUCGUUUAUCUAGCUUUAUCCAUAACAUAUACACUACAUACCUACAUAUUACCGUUUUCAUCGUUUUUACUUUGAAAAUUCUUGUGUUUCUAUACCUAUAUUGAGGGCGCUUUCAUUAUAGGGAAUAGUUUUUUGUGCCGAAAGAGUUUAUUGAAUUGGGUGAUUUUCUCAUCAAUAAAUUUGAGAAAUUUUAAACUUUUGGGUUGGUUUGGGUACACUACUGUUUUAAAUUCAGGCUUGCAAAAAAGCAAUGAAGAAAGCAAUUCUUGCAGUACUCUACUACCCAAUAAAAAUUAAAAAAAAUAAAAUGCCAGAAAAACUUAUUAUUAUAGAUUGAUUAUGACUAGGUUCAAAGAAACGUCUAUUAUUCUGACGCACAACUUGCCUAAUUGAAUAUUCCACAGUUAAAUACUCUAAAAAAUGGAUCCUUCACGACGCAGCGUCUCAGUCAACUUCGAAGAAUUCGUCGAAGGAAAAUUCACCGAAGCGCGAGUGCUCGCCAUAAAGGAAAUAUUCAAAAAAUACAAAAUCAAAACGAAAAAAAGCAAAGACUCUGUAGAACCGGAUCGGAUGCACACCGCCGAUCUGGGCUCGCUAAUGAGACAAUUGAAUUUCAACCCUUUGAAAGCUGAAAUAGAGGCGAUGAUGAACGACAUUGAUCCGUUCAAAGAGGGAACCAUCACUUUUUAUCAGUUCCUGUAUGUGCUAUGGCACAAAACGCAGACUGGAGAGGAGGAUGACAUUUUAAAAGCUUUUAAGAUAUUCGACGUUAAAGGCAAGGGCACGGUUUCGCUAGAGACCUUAAAGAAAUUAUUGAUGAAAGUGGGCGAACCGUUUAAUGAAGAAGAAAUGGAAUCGUUCGCUGCAAGAGCAGACUUAAGAGGUAACGGUGUAAUUCAUUACGAAGAUUUCAUAAACAGAAUGUCGAUGGAGGACUACGACGAAACAGCUGCUAAUAUUCAAUUGGACGAGGAAUCCGAAGAAGAAGAAAAAGAAGAAAACGUUGAAGAAGGAGGCUAAUUUUUACUGAAAUCUAAUUAGAGUUCCCUAUUAUUUUUUAUUUAUCUUUAUUAUAUCCUUCAGCGAACAUUUUUUUUGGUGUUGUUCUCUAUCUGGAUCUUUUGCCUCCUAGCUUUUUAGAAUUCUCUAUUUAAUUACCUGAUUCAAAAACAAAUAACAUUUGUUUUAUCUCAUUUCGAC